This is a messenger RNA of Cyphellophora attinorum, 906 nucleotides long. RefSeq lists its product as uncharacterized. The transcript has a single exon. The record is from RefSeq and is a predicted model, not a curated record. Lineage: Eukaryota; Fungi; Ascomycota; Eurotiomycetes; Chaetothyriales; Cyphellophoraceae. The coding region runs from base 1 to 906 and encodes 301 amino acids.
AUGGCUACGUGUCCUGAGGAGCCUGAGGGGCGCGGCAAUCUGCUGCGCGGUGUGUACGAGCGCGUGAUGGUGAAGCUUAAUGCAAAUAGCUACAUUCGACCGUUGACUGUGGCGCAAAGAUGGCAGAUCAGGAGGGACGUCUGGGCAUCGAGCUGGUUUGGCGCGCUGCAGUUCGAAGGCGUCGUCUUGCUUCUGUGGCGAUGUGUGUUUGAGGAAGUGCUGGCCUUGACCAACACGAAUCUUACAGAGCAGAGGAAUGCUGGACUGGUUUUGAGAAGGAUGUGGCAGCACGUGGUAGAGUGCAGAGACAUUCAAGACAUCAUGGGGGAGAACUUCGUCCCUGAUGUUAUUUUCAAGAGGAAGACGAACUCCACUGAGGGUAGAAAGCAAUAUUUGCCCAACAACAGCAAGUCCCGCCACCAAUGGAGAGGCGACUUAUUGCUCACAUUCGACUCCAUAUCCGUGGUUGAGGGAGGAGACCGACAUCACGAGUUCUCCUUCUGGGGCACACCACAUCUGUACGACUUACCAGAUGGUCUGUUCGCGACACCAGUAAGCAGAGAUCAGCUCCGCGUGAUCAGCUUCUUGACGACUUUACACUGGCACUCCAAGUCGAAAGCCAUUUUGCCGCCGGGACGGAACGAAGCCUUCGGCCAGGCUGUGAGUUGGGCGAUCAGGGAGCGCGAACUGAGUUGCAUCAAAGUCCUCCUGGCACUGUGGGUGAACAUUCGCCGUGCUGGCAAUGACAAGAUGUGCGAUGUGGUCCGGCAUGUGCGAGAAGGUCUGGCGACAGGUGAUUGGGAAGUGGUCGAGCAUCUCUGCUGUGGUUUCCAGCUGCCAUUCUCGACUGGCGAUCUCCUCCACAAUCGCCCAACAGGUGCGCUUGCUUCGGCGUUUGUCAAGUAA